Molecule: messenger RNA, 819 nt
Organism: Chondrus crispus (carragheen)
Lineage: Eukaryota; Rhodophyta; Florideophyceae; Gigartinales; Gigartinaceae
Exons: 1
Coding region: 1-819 (272 amino acids)
Molecular function (GO): methyltransferase activity
Source: RefSeq, a predicted model, not a curated record
AUGUCAAAGUCCAGAAUGGCCAUGCAGGCCCUUCUCGCGUUCGGCACAGCUGUCCUAGCUAUUCUCAUCGCGUUGAGGAACCCGCCCUCUCCCGCCACAGGCCAUACCUCGCCCGGCUCCGGCUCUUUCUUCGACACCGUCGCCUCGCGCUACGACUUAAUCAACCGCAUAAUCUCGCUGGGAAUGGACACGGAGUGGCGGCGCUCAGCGGUCGACGCCGCGCUCCCCGCCGCUUCAGUCCUCGACGUCAGCACGGGCACUGGCAGCUUGGCCCUCGCCGUGGCGCAGCGCAGCCCGCGCACGCGCGUCGUAGGCAUCGAUCCGUCGCGCGAGAUGCUUGCGCUGGGACUCGUCAAAGUCGCGGCGGGCGGCAAGCAGUUUGAAAAGGUGCACCUGCAGGAGGCCGUAGCGGAGAACUUGCCGUUCGAAGAUGAGAGCUUCGAUGCCGUUGUUGUGGCGUUCGGCGUGAGAAACUUCCAGCGCCGCGACAAGGGAAUUGGGGAGAUGAUCCGCGUGCUUAAGGUGGGGGGCAGGCUUGUCGUGCUGGAGCUGUCGACGCCCGCGGGGAAGGGGGUGAAAGAUACUGUGGCCAGGCUGUUCAUCAAUAAGGCGAUGCCGAAGAUCGCGUCGCUUGUUUCGGGAAACCCAGCGGCCUAUCAGUACCUCAGCGAGUCUAUGGCCAAGUUUCCGACCUCGGAACGAUUUGUUGAGAUACUCCGGAACAGCGGUCUGACGAUGAAGGCGCACCGAAGACUGUCUCCAUUCGGGCUCGGGCCCGAUCUGUACACAGCUGUAAAGAGCUCCCAGUCUGGGCGGUGA